Molecule: messenger RNA, 6029 nt
Organism: Rhopilema esculentum
Lineage: Eukaryota; Metazoa; Cnidaria; Scyphozoa; Rhizostomeae; Rhizostomatidae
Biological process (GO): transcription by RNA polymerase I
Cellular component (GO): fibrillar center
Molecular function (GO): RNA polymerase I core promoter sequence-specific DNA binding
Source: RefSeq, a predicted model, not a curated record
AAUGUUGUAUCUGCCUCGUUAUAGAGCAAUCUCUUUUCGGGAGUAAUAUGGCGUCCUAUAAACAAGCAAGGAAUCAAUUCAAAUCUCAUGCCGAUUCACGAUAUUAUUUGAGUCAUGCAGCAAAGAGAUUCUAUCAGUUUUCCAUUUCCUCUUUUCACAAAGAUAAAUGCAACGUGGAAAGGGCAAUCUGUAGUUGAUUUUGGUACGAACGAUGGAAUUGACAUUGAUUUCAGCAUCGACAGUGGUAUCCAAGUGACCUCAAGGAAAACCUCUGGCGGUAGAUGUAAAAGAUACCUAGCCCAGAACACAUGCUUUCCAUUAAUGCCACCGAACGAAAUUGAAGUUUCACAAAUUAUUGAAGAUGUUCGGGAUGUCUGGGCCUGCCCUCACGAUACUUGUGCAGAAAGAACUGCGAGCAAUUUACAGACUACCAAUCUUGGACAAUUGAACAUGUUGUUCAAAGACCAUCCUGAACUUCUAAUUGGCACCACGUUAGAUGAGCUCAAAGGAUUUGACAUGGAUAUUCUUCAUAGACAGUUUCACCCUUUAAAAUACGCUUAUGAUACAAUUAUGAUUUUAAACCGAAGGCAAGUACCUCCAGAAAACUUCAGAGAGUUCUACCGGCAAAGUAACACGAGGAAAACACGGACAAUGACCAGAUUUACGCGAAAUGAUACCCAUGCACUUGAGAACCGACAUUUUGUUAAAAGAUUAGAUGAGACCCUAGAAACAAUUUUUGAAAUUCCAAGAGGUCUGCUUCUAGACUUACUUGAUGAAGAAUUGGUUAGUAAAUAUGAUUUGAUAACUGAGAAUGAACAUCUUGGAAAUUGUUUGUCAAAUUGUGAAGAUUUGCUCAUAUACCCAAAAGGUACAAUGGAUACACUAUGUAUAAAUCCUAUCUCUUGCUUUGACAAUGGGGAUGGUGCAUUUCCUGAGUAUGAUGGUACUGCAAUGCAAAACAUUUCUCUUGAUGAAGCCAUCCAGGAGAUUGAUUGUAAAUGUUUUAGUGAUGGAAAUGCAAUUAUUGGUGUUCGAAGUGAUUAUUCAUGCUCAUUUCUGACAAAAUCAUUUCAGGAAUCCUCUAAGCCAAGCGAAAACCAUUAUUUCAACCUCAAUCAAACGUUGACAGAAAAGUCGAGAAUCUUAUCAAUGGCAGUUAAUCCUCAUUUUAUCAACGAUGCAGUGAUUUGUCUUGAAAAUGGGACUAUCAAUUGUUGGAGAGACGGCGUCGUGAAAUGCUUCUCAGAUCACCAAAUUCACAGUCACCCCAACUGCGGCGAAAUUCGAUGGGUGAACUGCAUCUAUGGCACCAACCCAACUUCCUUCUUGCUUCUUCACCCACAGGACGUCUACAUGUAUGAUACUAGGGCAGGACCGAAACCAUCCCAGACGAUUCUUCAACUUCCAAACAUCAAUUUAAAUAAAAUGGACAAACUAAGACGACCUGCCUCUCUGCACCCUGUGAACCCACACCAAAUGCUGCUGACGUCAGAGCUAGGCCUCAUCGUAAUGGAUGAGCGUUUCACAAAUACUCCUCUUGUAUCAGUCAAUCACUACAUGCGUAGCAGUCCGCAGUUUCUACGAGUAUCAGACUAUGAUUGUAAUUCCGAGUUCCGCACUUUGGCAUUGCUUGGUGGGUAUAGAUACAGGGAUACAAGGCUGAUAGAACUGACUCAAGGAAGCCAACCCAUUUCAAAGAUGCUUCGGGAACUGACCUCGGCUACAUGCAAAACACAGCCUCCUGCAAGUGUUGGCAGCCCAAGAAAGCUGUCGUACCCAGACUCCUGGCUUCAGGUUAUAAAGAACGACUGCCGUGUUGUCUCACCAGCAGUUAUUAAGAGAAUGACACAACCUCUUAUUGGCGUUAGUAUUCUCCCUGUCAAGUCAUCACCAACUAAAGACCUUCUGGCAUUGCAGUUAACGAAGCCAGGCGAUCUUUUCUACCAAAUACUAAGAACUGGAAGCGAGGCGGAUGAAACAGAGGCAGAUAGAAACUUUACCGUCAAAGAGGAGUAUUCAUCUAUUUAUGAGGCUCAAAGGACUGAAUGCGUUAUUUCUGAUAAGAUGGAGGAAAGAUGCCGGAAUUGGAUAAACAAAGCAUGCGAAAUGUAUAACGAAUCAAAGGAAUUCAAUGAAGAGGCUAAUUUAUCAUCGACAGUCGUCAGUACUGACGAUGGUGUUAUUGCUGAAGUACAAAAAUAUCAAAUGGAGGCUCGAGCUAGACUGGAAAAAACGAGAUCAGAGGGAGCAACAACAGAAAAUAGUAACUGUGAAAACCGAGAAUAUACCCAAGAUGCAACUGGGGAGCGUGGGAGAAUCUUUGAUGUCGAGGCUGUGGAUGAAAAUGCGGAUGAGGCAGAUGAAGAAUUGCAAGAAGAGAGGCGAGGUAAGUCUUCUAUCGAAUUGAAUGAGAUGGAUCUUAGUGGAUGUGUUUAUAAGGUUUGUCCAGUAUGUAAGACACCCCUCCAACAGGACAGCUCAGUAUGCAGCGGAUGUAAUUUGGACACGAAGGUAUCGACCCAGCUGAAAAGUGCAUAUGAAAAACGCUUAACCUUAACAAAUGGCGAAUUGGCUCUUCCUGGAGCCUUGCCUAUAUUCAACAGGUUUGUUAAAAACGUUGAAAAGUCAAGAGAUCUUGUGAGUGUUGUUUUAAUGACCAACUGGGACGAUGACGAAAAUUAUACACCGCUUGGUUUAUCACUGAAUGUAGAAGGGGAAGAAAAAGACACUAUAAAAGAAGAAAUGACAACGAGAACACCCCCGAGAGAAUCAAGGAAGGACCUUGAGGAAAUUAACGAUGAUUGGUAUCUAAGCGCAUCAGGUCGGUUGGAACAUAAAAAAGAAAAAGCAGAUGUUAUAUAUGGUAGAGAGAGAGAAUCAAAUAUUUCGAAGAGAACUAGAUCUUCUAAUUUAGGGAGAUCGAUGGGUGAUCUAGCAGGGAAACAAUCAGGCCCUACACCCGCAGAAAUAAAGCCUUUCAACGAUGGCAUUGAGUUAAACAUCGAAAAUAACACAAUACCAGAUGACUCUGCCUCUGUUUUGGAGCCCAAAGCUUAUUCAAUAAAAAACGAUACUUCCAGCACUGAUGCGCUUUCUAAAAAAACAGACAAUCCUCACUCUAGCUUUAGCAAGAGCGUAAAGAAGGCACUGUUUGAUCCAGAAGGUGCAAUCGACACAAGUCACGUUGAUCCACUAACUUUGUAUGCUACAGACUUGAAUGAUAUUGGUGUAAGGAAAAGACGAUAUUCAAAUGCAAUGGAAAGCCGUGACCCAGAUAUUAGCGUGCUUGGUGAUUAUAGCAGAACUGCAAAUUCUUCACAGCUAAAUUAUAGUCCUGAAAGGAAGAAAGCUCCUCUUUCUAAUGAUCGGACGACGCCUCGCAAGAAAAAGAUUAACAGAGAAAUGGGGUUUUAGAUUAUUUUGUAUCAUAAUGAACAUAAUUUUAAAGGUGAUAGUUUCUUAUUGUGUUCUUUGAGUUUUUUAAAUGCCAUGUUUAUAUAUAAAAAUUGAAUGUUAAUUUGCCUAAGAACGCAUGUCUAAAGUAAGUGCUAUUCGGACAUUUGAAGUUCGCAAAGCACGCAGGAAGAAUUUCUCAUGCUCAAACCUAGAUACUUUUCGUAGAAACAAAGCCAAUACCAGCAUUAAAAGUAAACAAUUUAGCAUAAGAUUACAAGAGAAUAAAUCUUUUUGUGGAAGGGUACGUCUUACAGUAUAGCAAAGAUUUAGUUGGAAAACAAUACGAAGAAUUUUCCUUGUAAACGGGACCCCCCCUCCCCCCACCCUAAUUUCAAGGUCAACAGGAGUCCUGUAUACGAUCCUUAUGAGGUUAAGGGCCUGUUGAAAAUUGCACUUGUCCUGCGAAAUCUAUCUGUUUUUGAUGUUGUUUUAUUUUAUUGCCGUUUCGCAAUUUUUCAGGACCACUGCAAUACGCCAUGAAAACCAGGAAUCUGUCCCAACCCUGCCUCACAACCAGCCCUUAGAUUUUGAAUACAGUGGACACCACCCAAUCUCGGAUACUAGUGCUGUCCGGUGUAGGGAGACGUCAAUUUAUAGAGAUUUCCGCUGUAGGGAGGUGUUUGUAAGGAAUAUGUCCAUUCUAGGGAGAUGCCUUUCUAUUAUAGAGAGGUACCCGUUUGUGGAGGUCUCUGUUGAAGGGAGAUGUCCGCUAACAGAAGUGUCCGUUUUAGGGGGACAUCCUUUUAUAAAUCUUUCAAUGUUAGAUAAACUUCUUUCAAUCACCAAAUAUAAAGUUCUUUCUUUGUAAAAAUUAUUUAUAUUUUCCCUUUGUAUACAGUUCAAUUACGCAAGUUACCAAUAAUAAUCAUAUAUGUUUUACAAGUAUCGAUUCUAUAUCAAGUAAUCAAUUAUAGUUUUAUAUUGUAAAGCACAAAGUACUAUUUAUUUCAUUCGUGGUCCUUCCUUGUGAAAAAUAUUUGCCGUAAAUGUGGACAAAUAUGGCUUCAAUUGGGAAAUGUUUCUAGCUACAUAAAGUAAUAUGUUUCCAGCAUUAGUUGAAGGGAUUUGUUUAUAAAAAGCUUUUUUCACGAGUUUUAACAAAGCCCGUGAGAAACGAUGCAAAGCGAGAAAGAAACUUUUGACGCAAUGAGAAAUUAUCCUGUAAUGCGUGAAUGUAUAACUGAGUUGAAAUGUAUUGAUAUUAUACUUCACACCUGCAUACAUGGCUUUAUCACCAACGAACUGCCUAUGUACCGCUUUAUUCGAUUCACGGUUUUGUCUUGAAUGUUAUUUGCCAAAUCAAAUUUUUAAUGUUUGGGAUUCCCAUUUCCUGACCUUUAUUGUCCUUAUAUUUUAAUAAAAAUUCCCAUGGCUACAGAAGUUGUAGCUGUAUUACGAAUUGAUAAUUUUGUUCCAGCUUAGAAAUACCGGUGCCAUGUUGUACGAAAUUCAUUCCUUAGCCAAAGGAUCUAUUUAAAUUGAAAGCGGAACAAUUAAUCGAGUGAGACACAACAUAGGCACGGAGGCUGCUAAACGUUGAGGGUAGCUUAGUACGGACCUUGCCCGACCCGAAUAUUAUUCCUUAAUUAAGAUGGAGCUGCCCAAAUGGAACCUGAAAUGCGACAAACUCUGCCUGACUAAGGGGGCUGCAGUCCUCAAUGUCCCUAUGUCUCGUACUGCUAUUUUGUUAGUUGGUAUUGCUAGGAAAAGGCUCUUUAGCUAAGCCCUAAGAAGGGAAAGGGAUGAGGGAUUAGGAAGAGAGAGGGAGAGAGAGGAAAGAUCAAAUAUGAGACGGUGAAUAAAACAAGAAAAAACAGAAGUGGAUAGAUCAUACUUCUUAAAUAUCCCGAAGUAUCUUCAUUGUUCUUGAGAGGUUCUAAAUUUUGAACUACUUUCCAUGAAGUAACGAAUGUUUAAUGAAUAAUCAACGAUCUACUUUAACCAAUAGUCAACAUUAUGAAUAGUCAACAUAAUGCUCUUUCAUUCUACCCUUAUCAUUGAACGUAAGUUAAAGAAUUAAAGAGCUCCUGAAAAAUCUUGAAGUAGCAAACACACCAAAUCAUCAUCAGCGGUUCACUAUUCUAGUUCUCUCCAAAAAGCGCGAAAACCUUUCCCAUACCUUUAUUCGUUUAGGAUUUUGAGCAUUUUGAUUUUCGCGCAAAAUGUAUGCGUGAACGUAACAUCAAUUAUUUGCGCACUUUUAUACGCGAGAGAAACUUUUGCGCGAAAAAGAAUCGCGAAAUGGAAAAAGGUUUGAGACCGGACAUUCGUUAACGUAGCUAGCAUAACGCUGUUGUCAACGAAGUUCUAACUUUUUCAGUCGGAACAAAGAGUUUCAAGGGUUUUUUCGUUUUCAUUUUCAAUUUGCUUAUAAAAUGUCCACAUUUAACGCCUGAAAAAUCGCGUCAAUGGUAUGGAAGUUUUAUAAAUUUUAAUAGAGUAGUUGUCAAUAAAAUGUGUGCUCGCAGAUGUCACGAAACUGAUCAAGAGAGUUUUUCUCAUCUACACCUACACCAAAAUAAUCGCUUUAAUUAAACUUCUGUAUUUUGAUGAUGUUUCUGGUUAGAAAGAUA